AUGACAGUCGGCCACCCUUUUCGCCUUCGCCGCGCCCUCACAACCAAAUCCCGCUCCCUGCAAACUCCCCGAUGCUCUCUCCUCCAACUCCAAGUCCUAGUGCACUUGUUCCGCGUCGCUAUCUCCCUCGCUCUCCUCCCACUUGACAACACCAUCCUCCUCGCUGCCUACGCCGCAGGCUACUUCCCCUUCUCUCUGACAGACAGCAACAAGACCGGUGCCCGCCGCCGCGCUGCCGCCCUCCGCGACAGCCAAUUCAAGCCACGGACUGUCCUCGUCACAGGUAUCGACACUCCGUAUGGACUGGCCAUCGCGCGCGGGUGGUAUUACUCCGGCCAUCGGGUGAUUGGGGCCGAAGUGGUGGGCGGGGAUGACCAGUCGGGCGUGGCGUGCGGGGAGAGUAUGUCCCGGGUACUGAGCGGGUAUUAUCGCAUUACCACUGGUGUCCCUGGCGGUACUACGAAAGGCUACGCAGCGCAGAUACUAGACGUGGUGAUGAAAGAGAAGGUGGACGUGUGGAUCCCAUGCAGCGAGGAGACCGAAGGAGAAGAAGAUGCCGUCGCGAAGGGCGUGGUUGAGGCACGGACGGGGUGUAAGUGCGUCACACUUGAUCGGGGGAUGGUGGAUAUACUCUCCCAAUCCUCAACGGACCGAGAAGCGUUCCUGGCAUUCCUGGUCGAGAAAGGGUUACCCGUUGUGGAGAGACACGAGGUGUUGUCUCGGGAUGCGGUGCAUAAGAUCCUCCAUCGGUCGCCGACCAAGGUGUGGAAUAUGCGGAGAGCGGAUGAUCGCGAGGUGAUGUUGCCGAAACGGACUCUUAGUCUGACCUAUUCCGAGGUCAGUGAGAUUCGCAUCUCCAGGGAGAGGCCGUGGAUGUUGCAACAGCAGACGAGAUUGGGAGGGUUUUAUGCCGAGAUGGCGGUCGUUGCCGGGAAGGUCAAGGCAACGAAGAUCUACCCCGCUGAGGAUGGGGAUGGUGGCUGGGGCCAGUCACCGAUGGACCGCGGGCUCGCAACGGCGAUUCAGGCGCUGAUGGAGCGGUUUGCGAGCCAGAUGGGUGCCCGGUUGACGGGGCAUCUACGGUUGAAGGUGAUGGUGGAUGAGGAGGUGAGCGACAAUUGUCUGCGGUAUGUGAUACUCAUUGAUAGCUGCUCGCAUGGCGCGUCGGCGGUCAAGUACCUCAUCCUUGAGGAUGAUCUGAAGUCCUUGGUGGAUGGGUAUCUGGAGGCAUUGACGCCGCAGACAAAUGGUGUCGCCGAGGGGGAGGUCAAUGGCACGGCGAAUGCUGCGACUGCGUCUGCUUCCUCAAAGCCCGAUAUCACUACGCCUCCGCGCCGACGAUUCAGUCUGUUUCGCUCUGCGAAGAAAGCCAAUGUGAAGGUGUUUGGAUCGCUGGGGAAACAGGUCGAUCGUGCUCUUAACGAGGGCAGUAAGCUCCUGUUCUUCUGGAAGAACCAGAAGUUCUCCCAGCUGGAUCCAUUGCCUUGGUGGUGGCAUGCUCAUGUUUAUCAACCGUUGAGGGAGUUGGAGAUGGUUGUGAAGCCGAAGAGGGUGAAGAGGGCGUGA
Molecule: messenger RNA, 1566 nt
Organism: Aspergillus luchuensis
Lineage: Eukaryota; Fungi; Ascomycota; Eurotiomycetes; Eurotiales; Aspergillaceae
Exons: 1
Coding region: 1-1566 (521 amino acids)
Source: RefSeq, a predicted model, not a curated record